This is a messenger RNA of Papaver somniferum (opium poppy), 760 nucleotides long. RefSeq names its product zinc finger A20 and AN1 domain-containing stress-associated protein 1-like. The transcript has a single exon. Gene Ontology annotation, molecular function: zinc ion binding; DNA binding. Bases 206 to 730 code for a protein of 174 amino acids. NCBI's taxonomy places the organism in Eukaryota, Viridiplantae, Streptophyta, Magnoliopsida, Ranunculales, Papaveraceae. The record is from RefSeq and is a predicted model, not a curated record.
CCCACCACUUUGUCGAUCCUUAUUAACGUGUCAUGUCGGCCAUUAUUACCUGGAAAAUAAAUAGGAAACCAGUAUACUUUCCUUUUACUAUAGGAUUCCUGUGUUUGCGAUAUUCCGUCAUGAUUCGGUUUGUCAACCUAUAAAUACGUACACAGACUUUCUCAUCUCAGCUAUAUUUUCCUUUCAGAAAAAAAAAACUAGAAAGAUGGGAUCACAAGACAGUUUUAAUGGAUGUGAGCAACCAGGGGCACAUAAGCCUUGUGCAAACCGAUGUGGGUUUUUCGGAACAGCAGUGAAUUUGGAUAUGUGCAGCAAGUGUUAUAGAGAUCAUCUUAAAGAAGAAGAACAAUCUCUUUUAGCCAAAGCCUCUUUUGAGAAGUCUGCAAACCCUAAGAAAGCUUUGACAACCUCUCCAAAGGAAUCAGAGGCGAACUACUCUACAGAUGAUUCUAAUGUUUCUGCGAAGGGGACUGCUACAGCUUCGUCGAGUUCUGCAUCACCAUCAGCAACAUCUGGAGGAGAAAGUGGUGCAGUAGCGAAGAAUAGGUGUUUCAGUUGUAACAAGAAAGUGGGGUUGACAGGAAUCAAGUGCAAGUGCGGAUCAGUUUUCUGCUCUAUGCAUCGCUACCCUGAGAAGCAUUCAUGUGACUUCGACUACAAGGCCGCUGGAAAAGAAACAGUCGCAAAACUGAAUCCGCAAGUCAAGGCAGACAAGAUUGAAAGAUUUUAAUUGCAUAGAUUUCUUGUUUUCCAAUUUCAA